Messenger RNA from Erigeron canadensis, 2698 nucleotides. RefSeq lists its product as uncharacterized. Lineage: Eukaryota; Viridiplantae; Streptophyta; Magnoliopsida; Asterales; Asteraceae. Bases 83 to 2398 code for a protein of 771 amino acids. The transcript is spliced from 16 exons. Gene Ontology annotation, molecular function: nucleotidyltransferase activity; RNA binding. The record is from RefSeq and is a predicted model, not a curated record. Gene Ontology annotation, biological process: RNA processing.
CAAACCAUUACCUUUUACCGCCUUAAUGACCACCGGACUUAUAACGCCGGCGUGGCUAACCGCCACAUGAUAACCUUAUUCCAUGGCGGCGAUACCCAUUAAACGCAACUACUUUCUUUCUCGCUUCAAAACCUUUCUUCCUUCUCAGCAUUUUUAUCAUAAUUUCGUUGACGUUGGCAAUAAACCGCAAUCGCGUAAAGACAAAGAGUCGGUUUCGAAACCAGGAAAAUGGGCAGGUGAAAUCAAUUUUUCAAAAUGGAAAAAGAUGGAUUCGAGGUCAUUGGGGAUAACGCGAGUUAUGGUCCCGUCGUCUCCUUAUACGCUUCUAAAGAUUCUACGAAGCAGUGGAUUUGAAUCCUACUUGGUUGGUGGUUGUGUGAGAGAUUUACUUCUAAAUAAAACACCAAAAGACUUUGAUGUUAUCACGACAGCUGAUCUUAAUCAGAUUAAGAAGCAGUUUCAUCGUUGUAUAAUCGUUGGACGUAGAUUUCCUAUAUGUAGGGUGCAUAUUAAGGGGUCAGUUAUUGAGGUUUCCAGUUUCAAAACUUUGGCAAAACAUUCUGAAAGUAAAGAAAAGUUUCUCAUCUCUCAAAUGCCUAGAGGCUGUAACCAAUCAGACCUUAACCUCUGGAAAAACUCUAUGCAUCGUGACUUUACUGUUAACAGCUUGUUCUUUGACCCUAUUAACUUCAAGAUCUAUGAUUACAACAAUGCAAUGAAAGAUUUAUUGGAGCUAAAGCUACGAACACUAGUGCCUGCGCAUAUUUCUUUCACGGAGGAUUGUGCCAGAAUUCUACGUGGAUUGAGAAUUGCUGCUCGUCUUGGCUUGUCACUUUCAAAAGAUAUCGAGACCGCAAUUUAUAAACAGGCUUCAUCUAUCUUGAACUUAAGCCCGCCCAGGAUAAUGAUGGAGAUGGAUUAUAUGCUUGCAUACGGGGCUGCUGAGUCUUCCCUACGUCUACUUCACAAAUAUAACAUUCUCGAGAUUUUGCUACCAUUUCAAGCAGCAUACAUUUCUAGACACACCGCCAGAUCCGGGGAAUGUACCAUGAUGUUGAUGAAGUUGUUUUCCCACAUGGAUAAGCUUGUUAGUUGUGGCCAGCCAUCUGCAUGUUCCUUGUGGAUCGGAAUUUUGGCUUUCCAUCAGGCACUAGUAAAUAAACCCCAGCAUCCUUUUGUGGUUUUGACUUUCGCUUCUGUUCUAUAUCAUCAGAGUUGGGAAGAUGGACUCAAGUUUGCAAGAAAAACUGGUGGAGCACUAGUCAGCUAUGAGCCUGAAAUUUUAGACCCAUACAAGUUCAUUUCUGACGAAGAGGUUGCUAUAAAGGUAAAGAAAUUAGCAAUGCGGGUGAUGGAUUCUAUCGAGGUUUUUGUGGAUGCAGAUAGCCAGCAAAGUUUAAUGUCGAAAUUCCCGGCUUUCUCAUGUUCAGGUUUGGUAUUCAUAUCCAAGAACGCUGCUCACGCUACGGCACAACUCUUUCAUGUUCUUGUGCAUAAGGUGGAAACUUACGAUAGGGGAAGAAGUUCAUUUGAGAUGAACCAUGAGUUACUUGGAAAGGGUGAUGCUUCAGAGACUAGAUUUGUCCUUGGAAAGAUCAUCCUUAAUACUAUGGGCUGUGAAGUUGAACACGACAAUCACAACCACCCUGCAUUACCUGAAUUCUCACAUGUUACGCCGUCCGAUUCAAGAUUACAGCAACCAAACGCCUACAACCCCAAGAGUGAAAAACUAAAUCCGAAAUCAAACAGCGGUAAGGAGCAAAAUUUAGCUUUAAAGAAAAGGAUGGAACUUAUAGAAGAUGGAUAUCUUAUUGAGCAGGAACAGUGGGAAGAAGAUAUUUCCACGAAGCAUGUUGAAGCGCUGGUUACUCCUUCCUGUCUGAAUACUGAGGAUAACGACAUGGAGAAGCCAGAAGAGAUCAGUGCAUCUCAAUCACCAACACAGAAAUCAAUUAACAGUAAGAAGCAAAAACUAAGUGAGAAUUUAAGCAGUAGUAAUAAGCAAAAUGCAGCUAUCCAGAAGAAGAUCAAUUAUAUUGAGGAUGAACGUCUUCCUGAACAAGAACAAUGGAAAGAAGUUAGUUCUGAGUUGCAUGUUGAAGUACUCAAUACUUCAUCCUGUCCAAAUGUUGAGAUGCGAUCGAAUUCUAAGCAUCCUGCAAUGGAGAAAUCAGAAGAGAUGAGUGUGUCCCAAUCACCAAUGCAUGAACUUAUUUACACAUUGGAAGCCAUAACAGAAAAUGAAAAACUUCCAUCUCAAUUAGAAGCUCAAAACUCCGAAGAAAAACUCACUGUAGAUGCAGAAGCACAAGUAGAUCAGUCAACCACCAUAGAACGAAGUGUAAACACAAAGCACAAAAGGAAAAAAGUGUUGCCGCUGUCGUCUCUUUUCAAGUAAACACCACUUUUACUCAGUAAUGUAUACGACCUACUUCUCCCAUCUAAUCACUUCAAAUUUUUGGCGUUUGAAAUAUAACAAUAUCAUAUUUAGGCUCUUUUACUCAGUAGUGUUCACAAUAUUGAUUAAGGUUAGCAGUCUAUGGUGUAGCAAUUGUUUGUAUCAUUUCUGUGUCUUUUAUUCUCCCCGUUGGGGAAAAGUUUUGUUUUUAUUCUGUGACUAAGAUUAGCAGUCUUAUGAUUGAAUUUUUCUAUUGUAGUGAGUGUUAAUCUUAUAAUGAAUAAGCUUACUCUUCCUAAA